This is a messenger RNA of Gavialis gangeticus (Gharial), 1711 nucleotides long. RefSeq names its product fatty acid binding protein 6 (gene FABP6). Gene Ontology annotation, molecular function: fatty acid binding. Gene Ontology annotation, biological process: fatty acid transport. Gene Ontology annotation, cellular component: cytosol; nucleus. The transcript is spliced from 5 exons. The coding region runs from base 1254 to 1640 and encodes 128 amino acids. NCBI's taxonomy places the organism in Eukaryota, Metazoa, Chordata, Crocodylia, Gavialidae. The record is from RefSeq and is a predicted model, not a curated record.
AAAAAGACAGUUACAGACGUCCUGUGCUGGAGAAAGAAGACUCAAUAUAUGGACCAAGAAAUGGGGUGUAAUGACAGGGGAACAAACAUGGUGACAUUUGUUUGGCCUCUUGACAACAUUUUGAUUCCAUUUUUAAAAAAAACUACUGCUUUCCCACGAGUUUGAAAUCAUGGCUUGCUUUGACCCUGUCUGCCCUAAGACUCCAGUUCUGCUUUGGAGGCUAUGUCCGUUAUUAGCUAAUGUAACCAUUAUUUUGUAGUCUGGCAUGUUAAGUAGGUGCGGGGAGAAAGAGGAAAGAGGUGAAGAACAGAAGGAGAAAAGUGUGAGAAGGGGACAGAGCAAGGAGAAGGAGGCUAACUUGUAGGCAUUAAUCAGCGCAGUGCUCAUAAGGAGAUACUCUAUUGACAGUGACAUUUCCUGAUAAAGUAUCAAUCUGAAAUUCUGAACAUGCUUUAAGGAACCAUUUUAUAAUCAAUUACUCUACAUUUACACAGUGACUUUGUCUGAAGAAUUCCAAAACAGUUUACAAGCCUCUACUUUGAAGAGUAUAAACUGUAGCCACAUCCCAAAUGUUUCAGGCAGUAAGCUAGCAUAAAGCCAUGAGGAAGAAAUGAAGUUUUGUCUUGGAAGAUUGAAGCAACCCCUAGCGUGGUUUCAAGGCCUAGUAGUAUCCACAACCUUUCAUCUUCCUAUGGUAGGAAUAUUGAGCACCAUGCAGUUAGAGCACUAUGAUAACGCAAACAAUAUUCUUUCUUGUAUGACCCUAUAAGCCAAAUCUGGGGGCUGCAGCCUCCUUUCACAGCAGAGAAAGACUGGAGAGAUCUGUAUAAAUGAAACCUGGUCCUGAAACCACUGCUGAGCAUAGCACUUAACACUGCACGUUCCCUGGUGUAGCAAGUAUGGCCCGACUCACCUUUCUGCUGCCCUGCAAGCCGCAUAUUGAUUUGCAUCACUGCAAGGACUCAUCUUGCACUCCUUUAAAGUAUUUCUCAAUUGCACUAUAAAACAAGGACAGGAGUCAUCAUGGAAUUAUACCAAGCACUUCAGUGAGGGUCAACAACACCUAUGUUAGUGACUCAUGUACUUGGACCAUAAAAGGAAGUUUCAGAGGGUGUGGUGAUGGUGGAAUGAUCAGGAGGAGGGAUGAAUAGCUUGAGAGGUUUAUAAAACCAAUGGCUUUGAUCCUGUUUCCAUCCAUCUGACCUUCAUCCCAGUAGCUGCUCCUUUGACUCGUUUAGCUCUCAAAAGGCAACAUGGCUUUCACAGGCAAAUAUGAAGUAGAAAGUGAAGAGAAUUAUGAUGACUUUAUGAAGCGCAUUGGUCUCCCCAGUGAUGUCAUUGAAAAGGGAAGAAAUUUCAAGAUAGUCACUGAAGUGGUACAGAAUGGAGAAGAAUUCACUUGGUCUCAACAUUAUCCAGGAGGGCAGUCCAUGACCAACAAAUUCACCAUUGGCAAAGAAUCAGAAAUGGAGACAAUGAGUGGUAAAAAGUUCAAGGCAACAGUUAAAAUGGAAAAUGGCAAAGUGGUGGUAGAUUUCCCCAACUAUCACCAUACUGCAGAGAUAGCUGGAGGAAAGCUAGUUGAGAUUUCUGUUGCUGCCAGUGUAGCCUACAAAAGAAUCAGCAAAAAAAUAGCUUAAUGCAGAAGAGCCAGUCUUCUAGUGCACUGAGAAUUGAGCAACAAAAUAAUCAAUAAAGCAUGUUUUAGGAA